AUGUUUCUUCAAUCCGCUUCAAGUUUACUUCAUGAGCACUAUAUCUCGGUCAUCGGUGCUUUGAUCCUAGUGGUAUCAGUCUCGCAGGCGUACUACCAACUCUACAUCAACCCUCUUGGCAAAUAUCCAGGACCAAAGCUUGCUGCUGCAUCACGUCUACCUCAACUCUACCACACCUUCAGAGGUGACCUGCUUGAAUGGGUUAAUGGACUACAUUCCACACACGGUGACGUAGUCCGCAUCGCCCCAGAUGAGCUAAGCUAUGCCACUGGCGAGGCGUGGAAGGGAAUAUAUGGCCAUGCCUCUGGAGGGAAAAAGGUCACGGAGAAGGACCCUCGAUUCUACGGUCCAUCGUUUAAUGGAGCUCCAGAUAUUAUCCGGGGAAAUGGACCUGAUCACUCCCGCUUUCGCCGGAACUUCUCCCACGCCUUUUCUGAUCGGGCUCUCCGAGAACAACAAUCCUUGAUCUGUGGAUAUGCCGAUGCUUUAAUUGACAAACUCCACAGAAUAAUCAAGGAGGACCCCGAGGCAAAAGUCAAUAUGGUCCGCAUGUUCAACUUGACGACUUUUGAUAUCAUGGGAGAUUUGACCUUUGGUGACUCCUUGAAUCUAUUAGCUGGAACUGGUAACCUGGCCUGGGUAUCCGCGAUUUUUAUGACUAUACAAACCAAUUCUAUCCGCAGACUGGCGCGCUACGUCCCUUGGACCGCUCCUAUUAUUCAGAGGCUUAUUCCGAAGGAGCUGAAGCAACAAAGUGUCGCUCAUUACAAGGCUUCCCAGGAGAGUGUCGAUAAAAGACUUGAUGACAACCGUACGCUGCACAAACCUGACAUCUGGGGUAUCGUCAUGAAUCAAAAGGAGGAUCUUCGUAUCAGUCGCACGGAGAUGUAUGCCAAUUCUCAGGUUUUCAUGGUUGCAGGUACUGAGACUACCGCAACUGCACUAAGUGGUUUGCUCUAUCAUCUCCUGAUGACGCCUGACAAGAUGAACAUCCUUGUAGAGGAAGUUCGUGGGGCCUUUGAGAAAGAUUCCGAUAUCGAAAUGAGAGCUCUGGAGCAUAUGCCAUAUCUCAGUGCAUGCAUUUCGGAAGGAUUGCGCGUCUACCCCCUGUUCCAGUUGGCCUGCCUCGCAUCGCUCCUGAUGAGGGGUUGCUUGUUUGUGACUGUUCUGUCGGUUCAUCACUGGGCUACCUAUCGCAACACUCGGAACUUCAGGCUGCCAAAUCAGUUCAUCCCUGAGCGUUGGAUUGGUGAUGAGUUUGCCACUGAUAAUAAGUCUGCUUUCCAGCCAUUCUCAUUUGGCCCUCGCAACUGUAUUGGGAAGAAUCUGGCAUAUCACGAACUGCGGCUCAUUCUGGCCAAGGUGCUGUACAAUUUUGACAUUACUCUUCUUCCUGAGUCCGUCGGUUGGGAAAAGCAGAAAACCUUCUUGUUGUGGGAAAAGCACGAUCUGAUGGUUCAGCUGAAGGCGAGACAAUAA
Molecule: messenger RNA, 1479 nt
Organism: Penicillium crustosum
Lineage: Eukaryota; Fungi; Ascomycota; Eurotiomycetes; Eurotiales; Aspergillaceae
Product: cytochrome P450
Exons: 4
Coding region: 1-1479 (492 amino acids)
Molecular function (GO): iron ion binding; monooxygenase activity; heme binding
Source: RefSeq, a predicted model, not a curated record